UAAUCGAAAUUCGGAAAUUCGAGAACAAAUCCAAAUUAUAAUGGAUAAACUAGGACUCGGCUGUCCGUUUUCCUUCCUUGGAGGAAAAGAGGGAAGACCGCAGGGAAUCAGACCCAAGCCAGGUAUACUCCAGCUAAACUACGACUGUUAUUUGGAGAUACUUUCGUAUCUGAACGCACUCGAGGACCAACUAAAUCUGGGCCGCGCCCAUCCCCUGUUCCGCCAAGUGCUGGCGAGCCUAUUGCCUACGCGCUAUAGUAAAAUCAAUGUGAAGAUGCUAAAAACCGUCCAGGACUGGGAAUACAUGCUGGAACUGUGCGGUUCUAGCGUGGUUCGUUGUGAGGUACCCCACGGUCGCUGGGACGAGUCGUUCACCCACCCAUUUCUGGAUCUGCUCAGCCAGCACUGUUCGAAUCUGCAACAACUUGUGCUGAUAUUCAUGCACUCUGACACGGACACACCGCCCGCGUCGAGGGACAGUAGAGGUGGACACACUACCAUUAUGCAGUUGCUGAUAAAGCUUCCUGGCCUGAGAAACCUGACGCUAAUCGAUGCUAGAGCGCCUCAGCUUGAACAGUUGCAAAAUUUCGGUGAACUGCAAGCCCUAGAUGUGGAUGGGAUUGACGUCAAUCUUGCUGAAGAGAAUUUCGUGCGGAUGUUUCACAACAAGGCGAAAUUGUGCCGCCUCUUGUUGAACUUUGGACGAGCCCUGAAACGCUCGUAUCAACUGCCCCAAUUGGCAGACCAUUGUGUCCAACUGGAACAUCUAACACUGGAGAACUUUCACUUGAACCUUCCCGAUAUAGGAGAGUUUAGGUCGCUGAAAUCUCUGCGUAUGAUCUCGCGCUGGAUUGGGGAAGUGAACAGCGAUUUCUAUAAAUCCUUGGCCAAACGCUAUGCCAAUCGCUUGGAGCAGCUGCAGCUCCUGUCUAUUCGCGUUGGGCCAGCCCAAGUGCAUCACAUACUGGCACUUAAGAUACUCAAGGCGCUCGAAUGCGACAACUGGCCCUCAGAAUCUGUGGACAAAUUGAGUCAACUAACUGAACUCGAAUGCUUGGCCAUAGAAUGUAUUAAUCCCAUUAAAGGAGUCAAUUGUCAGCUUCUGUCUGUCCUAACCAGCUGCUCCAAGCUGUCACAUCUGAAGCUGGGCAAGCGCUGGCAGAUGACCAGCUCUGAGACGAAACAAUUUGUGUCCGAUGUUCGAGACGUUCGUAUGGAGUCCAAAACGAAGCUAUUGCUGACACUUUCGUUCAUCAAAUUGCCGGAGCAUCAAAAAAUGUUGAUUGAUCUGUUCACGAAUCACAAGCAUUUAAGUCUUGGUUUUCAUGACGUCUGCCAUUACUGUCGGCCAGAUACUCACUCCAGGUGCGACACAAUUUUUGACUAAGACACAAAAACAUAUGUACCUCGCAAUGGGAAUGUUCAAUGGCAACCGUCAGCCUUAGUAUCCAAUCG
Molecule: messenger RNA, 1455 nt
Organism: Drosophila persimilis
Lineage: Eukaryota; Metazoa; Arthropoda; Insecta; Diptera; Drosophilidae
Exons: 3
Coding region: 41-1387 (448 amino acids)
Source: RefSeq, a predicted model, not a curated record